AUGGAAAACAAAAUGGCCUCUGAGCUGCUUGUCCAAGGUCUCUCCUUCCAAGCUCAACUGGAACACAACAUUGAAAGAGAAGAAGCUCAAGCAAGCCUCCACUGUGGAAAGAUGAAAAGGGCUGUCCUCCUUGACGAACUCUUGGGGUUGAAGCUACCACAAACUGUGAAGAAGGAACAGAACUGGGAAGCCCAACGGCCAAAAGUGCUACAAACUCCUAUUACCCCAGCUUGGAACAACUUGCAGCCACCUCUGUUAACCCAACAGGACGAUAUUGAGGCUUACCUGGGCACCUUUGAGCGUGUGGCUGAGGCCUGUCAAUGGCCUCGAGAAGAGUGGGUGACCCGGCUUGCGCCAGCCCUCAAUGGAAACAUCGAACAGAUCUCCUGUGCCCUGGGCGCCUGUGAUGUAAAGGAUUAUGAAACACUGAAAGAGGCCAUCUUGAAAAUACACAAUAUUACCGCAGAGACCCGGCGCCAGCGUUUCAGGCAGUUCUGCUAUCCAGAGGCCAAGGAUCCACUGGAGAUUUGUGGUCGCCUUCGGGAACUUUGCUACCAGUGGCUGAGGCCAGAGAGACAUACGAAAGAGGAGAUCCUGGAGCUUCUGAUUCUGGAACAGUUUCUGGCCAUCUUGCCAAAGGAAACCCAGAACUGGCUCAGGAGUCAAGGCCCUGAAACCUGUACGCAAGCGGUAGCCCUGUUGGAGAGUUUCCUGCUGCAGCAACAAAAGGCCAAAAGUUGGGGAAAACAGGAGUUGGCCCCAAAUGCAUAUGAGAAAGAGCCAGAUGCAUCAGGAGCUGGGCAGAACAUUGCCUGCCAGGAAGGUGGACAAGAGAGUGAGGCUGACAGCAGCUUGCAAGAUGUUGGAAUGAUCCCCAGAGAAAAAGGGCUGCAGCCUGCCUUGAAAGGUGAGACAGAGGAACUACAAAGCAGCUUACCAACAAUACAUGCGGGUGACCUUGUGCAGAAUCAUGACCAGGGGAGAGUGUGGGCUAACCAGGACCUAACCGCAAAUGAUCUAAUCAGACUUCCAUCAACAACGGACAAAAACAUUUCUGCUGCUUAUCAUGAUACAGGGCACCGCAAGAUUCAGGACAUCGGUGUGGGCACAGGAGGAAAAUCAAAUAUAACUAGACCGCAUGGCAAGAGCUUUGGCAGGCAGAUAGAGCUUCUCAGAGACAAGAGAAUGUAUCUUGGAGAGAAACCGUAUCAGUGCCCUAAGUGCAGGAGGAGAUUCAGUGAAAGCACAGCCCUUCUCCAGCAUCUCAAAAGCCAUUCUGCUGAGAAACGAUACCAGUGUACUGAGUGUGAGAUGCGCUUCCGGCAGAGCUCAGACCUCAUCAAACAUCAGAGAAUCCACACAGGGGAGAAACCAUACCAGUGUCAGGAGUGUGGGAAGAGGUUCAGCCUGUGCUCAGCUCUGUACAGACACUGCCGGGGACACUCUGGGGUGAAACCAUUUCAGUGCAAAGAGUGUGGGAAAAGCUUCACACGGAACUCUAGUCUAGCACAGCACCACCGGCUUCACAAGCGGUAGAACCUGGAGUGUGGCCUGGACCCAAAUAUCAGCAG
Molecule: messenger RNA, 1571 nt
Organism: Euleptes europaea (tarantolino)
Lineage: Eukaryota; Metazoa; Chordata; Lepidosauria; Squamata; Sphaerodactylidae
Product: zinc finger protein 397-like
Exons: 3
Coding region: 1-1536 (511 amino acids)
Biological process (GO): regulation of transcription by RNA polymerase II
Molecular function (GO): RNA polymerase II cis-regulatory region sequence-specific DNA binding; DNA-binding transcription factor activity, RNA polymerase II-specific
Source: RefSeq, a predicted model, not a curated record